AUGGUGUCCAAUCUGCGUGGCCAGGCGGCUGCGUGGUUCACGACGCAGCAGAAGACGAUCAGCAAUAUAACGGAGCUGGCCACGGCGCUGAGGAAGGAAUCCAUCCCCGCUGGCCUGCAGGAAAGACUAAGAGACAAGCUGUACGCGCUGAAGCAGCGUGAGUGCACGGAUCUGGCCGAUUACAUUACCAAGUACCGCCAAUUGAUAAGCCACGUCACGCAAAUGAGCGAGCUCGACCAGAUUACGCUGUUCGUGCGAUGCUUGGUGGCUCGAACAAGAGAAGAGGUCCAGUACCGACGUUGCAGCACCGUGUCGGAAGCUGUUUCGGUGGCGAUGGAGUAUGAGCGUACUCACGCUUCGUUUGCGUCGUCACAUGCGAGACCGCGACACCAGGAGCGACAGCCCAUGGAGAUCGGCAACACACGCUUCCUGGAUCGCUCUGAGUGCAUGCGUCGUAAUCUCUACUUCCGGUGCAAGAGACCGGGCCAUCGCAUGCGAGGCUGUCGCAGUGGGGGAUCUUGUUCACUGCGCGCACCGGCUGCUCGAGGCCAGUUUGGCAGACAGCAGGGCUCCAGGAAUGAGCGCUACAGCACUUCGCGCGACAACGCGCCAAGAAUCCAUCAGAGCAACUUCGAGGAGACGCCGCGUGACCCGCAGAUAGCCAACACGGAGGAUGCCACGGAGAUACUGUUCGGCCAUUUGACGGUGAGGGUCGCGGCUGUGGUACCCGCGACCGUUUCGGGAAGCAGUCUGAUGCGCAAAGAAGGUACCGUGUCUCUGCUCAGUACACACGUGACCAUCCUGCUGGAUAGCGGCGCUGACCAACGUGAUUCGCCCUGGACUGGCCGAGGUGGUGGUGCGUCGCAAACGCGGCUAUAUUGA
Phytophthora sojae is the source of this 882-nucleotide messenger RNA. RefSeq lists its product as hypothetical. The transcript is spliced from 2 exons. The record is from RefSeq and is a predicted model, not a curated record. NCBI's taxonomy places the organism in Eukaryota, Oomycota, Peronosporomycetes, Peronosporales, Peronosporaceae. Bases 1 to 882 code for a protein of 293 amino acids.